AUAUUCGCGCGCUGGGAACCGUCAGGGGCUCGAGAUGCUGUCUAGUUAGGGAGCUCACUAGUGUUCGAGACACACGCCGCUGACUCGUCGCGUUCAGUCACGCUGAGCGAAAGUUGGAAAUCCCGAUCACUGUAUCGAUUUUUAUCGCUGUAAAGAGUGCUUUAAACUUCACGAAGAUAUUUAUUUUUGUCUCGUGUAAUCAGGAUUUAAUGUUGUGGAUUGUUGACUGUGGAGGUUUUGAACAGUGGUGAGCGGUGGUGUCAUGAAGAGGCGAUGUUGAGUGACAGCCAUGCCUAGACACAACAUGGAUCUCCAGAGGAGUCAGUGGGAGCCUGUCCAGAAAUCACCUUGGAUCAUGCGAUUGGCCGCGGAGCAAAGUCCCACCUCUUCAGGGGCGGAGUCAGACACCGAGGGCAGCAGCACAGAGAGUGAACGUUCUCAAAUCAAAGAACCCAGAAGAGAAGCCGCAAAGCUCCUGACGUCACCCUCAGUGGUGCAGCAGCGAAUCACAGAGCUCGACCAACAGAGAGAGGAGCUGAAAAUCGAGCUGCAGCUGGAGGUCGCGCUGCUGCAGGGAGAGCUGCAGACGGAGCAGGAGCGUCUGCGCAGACACGCAGAGCAGCUGCACGUGUUGCAGGAGAAGGACAGACAGAGAAAGUGCCAGCGCUUGGCCUGCAGACAGAAGGAGCGUGUUCAGCUGGAGCAGGAACGUCUGAAGGUGGAGGAGAUGAAGAGCAGGUGUGAGGAGCUGGAGAAACACAUCCCCACGCAGCCGGAAGACCUGCGAGAACAGAUGGUGCUUCAGCUGAAGCAGGACAGAGAUGCUUUUGAAGUGUCGUUGAGAACGUUUGAAGACAUGGAGUUUCGUGUUCUGGAGUUGGAGAGCGGAGUAGAAGACGAUCGAGAGGAGGGCGAGAGGAGCACGUGUGAGACGGUGGAAGAGCAGGACAUCUCCAGAGUCCAGCAGACGCUCCACGCAUCACAGGAGCGGGUCACGCAGCUGGAAGAACAGCUGAUGAGGAUGGAGAAGGAGCGAGAUGAGGAGCUGAACUCCCUCAGACAGGAGAAACGAGAGCUCCUUCACAGAUCUCAGAGGAUUUUGAAAGAGAAGAAGCCUCUCGCCGAUUGGUCCAACAUUACUGGCUCCACCCCCUGCGUGAUGUCACUGUCCCCCGUGAGCGUUCACAGAGCGGCACAGGACUCACUGAAGGAGGCUUCCGGGUUCCCCCGUAGACGCAGCUCGCACAGGAAAGUCCCAGACAGACCUCUCUCUGCACAAGUGUUGGUGAGGAUGACUCCAGACAAACAGAGCUGUGAGGCCGGGUCACCUCGUCUUCAUCACUCCUCUCACAGACUGAGUAACGGACUGAGAACGGGUCACAGCGACUCCUCACAGACGCCCUGCAACAGCACAAACACCUCCCGCGCUGCCAGCCCUCAGAGUGUGCUGGAUCUGGUGGAGAUGGAAUGGAAGGUCAGAGAAGCCAAAGCAGAGAGAGAGCGUCUGCUGAGAGAGAGAGAGGAACGCCGCCGCCUGCUGGUGGAGGAACAGAGACGGAGAGAUGUGAACUCUUUAAACGUACAGACACAUGAAUCAACAGCAGAAUCAAACGCUGAGCAACACAAGUCAACACGCAGGACACCGCUGGAGCAGAGCGUCCCGCUUUCUCUUAAGGCGAACUUUGACCUGCGCUCUCAUGUGGAGGCUCUGGGUCACAACGUGAGCGGAUGCAUGGGAGUGAAUUUGUCUCCGCGGAGGUGCGGCGGCUUUCUGACUAAGCGUGGAGGCCGCGUGAAAACGUGGAGGAGAAGAUGGUUCAUCUUUGACCUGGACCACCAGCGCCUGGCGUAUUACACUGAACUGGAUGAGAAGAAACUGAAGGGGGUGAUUUAUUUUCAGGCUAUUGAGGAGGUUUAUUAUGAUCAUCUGAGAACAGCCACGACAUCUCCGCGGCCGAGUCUCACCUUCUGUGUGAAAACAUACGAGCGUCUUUUCUUCCUGGUGGCUCACAGCGCUGAAGCCAUGAGGAUCUGGAUGGAUGUUAUUGUGACGGCCACAGAUGAGCACAGCAGAUACUGACCAGCAGUAAACGCUCUAUUCAGUGUUAAAUGUGUCAGCUUUGUUACUGGUGCCGUGUGUUUGUCCUCUGCUGUUCUGCUCUACACUGCACUGAGCCAGCUCCACACGCCGGGUUUGAUUUGAUUUCUUACACAUUAUUUAUUAUUGUCACAUAUAUUGUAGAUUUUGUAAUGGUGGGAAUUGGGGGAUAUUUACAUUCCAAACAAUGUGUGUGGACUUCUGCAUGUGCCAAGGACUGAUUCAUGUCAAACCAAUUUAAUGGUUGAUGAAAAUGAUUUGCCAAGAAUAUUUACAAACAAAAGCAAAAUAAAAAGAUGGAUUUUUUGUUAUUUAAUGUGAUUAAAUUGUUCUUGUAAAAUACAA
Molecule: messenger RNA, 2443 nt
Organism: Triplophysa rosa
Lineage: Eukaryota; Metazoa; Chordata; Actinopteri; Cypriniformes; Nemacheilidae
Product: pleckstrin homology-like domain family B member 3
Exons: 16
Coding region: 290-2080 (596 amino acids)
Source: RefSeq, a predicted model, not a curated record